Brassica napus (rape) is the source of this 2443-nucleotide messenger RNA. RefSeq names its product putative F-box protein At1g12855. NCBI's taxonomy places the organism in Eukaryota, Viridiplantae, Streptophyta, Magnoliopsida, Brassicales, Brassicaceae. The record is from RefSeq and is a predicted model, not a curated record. Gene Ontology annotation, molecular function: protein binding. The transcript has 2 exons. The coding region runs from base 994 to 2259 and encodes 421 amino acids.
UUUAAGGGUCUAAAUUCAAUCUUUAAGCAUUGGUCUGUGUGUGAUUAGUUAUGUUUUCUUUGGUGUCACUUUGUCUUCUUUCAUUUGGUGUCCAAAUUGCAUAUGAAGACAAGUCUAUCGUUAUCAAAGUUCAAACAGACAAAGAUAUCAAAGUUCAAGACAAUAUUAUUGAUAUAUUAUAUCUAUCACAUGUGUUUGAAGUCAUUUUGCAUCUCAUGUUUCAAGUUGUUCACAUUGGUAGAUGAAGCUUUUCAUUGAAUCCAAAAGCCAGGAGAAACAAAUGAAAAACUAGAAAAUAGUACCAAUGAUCUCUAUGACACUCCUUUGCAUCCACCAUAACAUUCUUCCUCCACAUACUACAUUUGCCUCUAAAUUCCCCAACUCCUUAAUUAACCUCCUGAAACAAAUGACCAAACAAAACACAUCUUAUAAUCUAACAAAAAUAAAAACCUUGGGAAUACAAGAUUAUGGCGAUUAGGAGAUGAAAGCAUAAGAGCUUGAAGCUUGUUUACAACGUCAACACUUGUUUCUUCUUCAGUUUCCUCUCAUCUUUGGUCAGCCUAUACGGAAUGCAUCUGUUCAAAAGUGUAGCCAACACUAACCAAUCAACGAUUUUUGCUUUUUCUGAUUUUAGUUUUUCUUUUGUAUUUAUGAGAAUUAAAAAUAUAUCUCUACCACCAUAAAUUGUUUUAGAGUUCACAUAAAUUGUUUUAGAGUUUAUUAAUUGUGUCGGAUAAUUUUUUUUUUUUUUGGUAAUCUGUGUCAGAUAAUUACGUUUGUUUAUUUAUUUAAUCUGAAAUCCAUUAUUAAAUUGAUGAAACUAAUACAUAUCAUCAUCAUCAUCAUCAUCAUCAAUUAAAAAAAACUUGAAAUUAAAUUGAUAUGAUAUAUCAUGUUUGUUGCAAUUGAUGAUAAUACGUUUCAUAUUCGUACUAAUCCUGCUCUGAUUGGUCGUCACCAUCUGUUUCCACUGACUCAUGAAGCUGCGGAGAGAUGACUGCAGCAUAUGCAAAAUGCUAUGGACGAGUCGACCGAGAACCACUUCACAAGAGACACAGAUUUUGCGGCGUAAGUGUGUAUGCAAAAGAGAUGCAAUUCAUUGAUAGCAGAGAUGAAGAAGUCAACGGUGAGAGGGAUUGCAUGCAUCAUCAUAACGAGAAGCGAGCUACAGCCCCAUCAUCACUACCAAACGAUGUCGUGGAAGAAAUCUUCAUAAGACUUCCCGUGAAAACCCUAAUCCGGUUCAAGUCUCUCUCAAAACAGUGGAACUUGAGGAUCAAGUCUCACAGUUUCGCAGAAAAACACUUGAAGAUGGCCAGUUCAUACCAAGUGAAUCAUCCUAGUCUCAUGCUUUUUUUCCCCAGCCCAAUCACUAGCACAGAGAUUGAGUUUCAUCCAUUCUGCUUAGAAGGUCGUCGUCCUCUAUCCCACACUCAACUCAGUUUCCCUUUAGGGUUCCUUGGAUGGAUCCACUAUUCCAGAAGCUGUGACGGUCUUUUCUGCAUACAGUCCUCAAAAUCUAUUUGUGUAGUUAAUCCAGCUACUCGUUGGUUCAGAUAUCUUCCUCUGUCUGGGUAUCAGAUUUUGAAUCCCACCUACCUUCCGGCGAACCUAAUCACUGCUGCAGCAUUCGUGAAGGCCGCUGAUUACAAAUUAGUGUGGUUGUAUAAUUCUUUUCCAUUCCCUCCAAACGGAGUCACCACUUGUGAGGUUUUCGAUUUUAGGGCAAACGCUUGGAGAUACUUGACAUGUACGCCAAGUUACCGCAUUUAUGGCUGCAUUUAUUGUGAGCCAGAGUCUGCCAACGGGUCAGUUUAUUGGUUCACGGAACGAAAUAACAACUACAAAAUGGACGUAAUAGCUUUCGAUAUCCAUACUGAAAAAUUUCGGUUGCUGCCUAAGAUUCAUUCGAGUUCAGAUCCUGAUCUUAACGACCAUCGUAGCAUGUGCACUCUGGAUGAUCGUUUGUGUAUAUUGAUAACCACCAGUAUACUAGACAAGGAGUUUUGGAGAUUAAAGUCAUCAGAAGACAUGUGGGAGAAGAUUUAUACGAUUAAUUUUCUUUCUACUCCACUCUCUUGGAUUGGCAGUGAGUCUUAUUGGAGACCGGUGACAAUGUGGAAGAAGAAGAAGAUGUUGCUCUCACAUCCAUGUUCAGGGAAUCUGGUAAUAUACAAUCUCCAAACAGGAUCUGUCCGUAUAAUCCAUUCACAUACACUUUGUAUGCCAUAUUUUGAGAGUCUGAUCUCUCAUAUAUAGAAUGCUUUUGAUCGAUUUUAAGCAUAUUUGGAAGUAUGUAAUAAUCAGAAACCUUUCUUUAUGUUUUAUUGAUUAUGAGUUUUGUUUCUUAUGAUUUUCCAUUAUGUUUGCAUUUAACUAGAACUGAGACAGUGUUUAUUUGAAACAUCAAAGUCUAAGACCAAGCUCAAACAUUUUCAGAGAA